AUGCAUACACCCCAACCCUGGUUGGGAUCGACAUUUGUUUACAUUCUCGGUCGACGAACCUUGCCAGGUUACUCUGAGCUUGAAACUUGGGAAAGACACCAAAAAGUUUGUUUACGCGUCAUUUUGUUUCAAGCCAUGGAAGCACUUUUCCUUCCUCUUCCAUUCACACAACAGGUGCGCCCUGAGAAGUCCUCGAUCGUCUUCGACAAUGGACUGAAUCGUUGGAAGCCCUCAGCCAUGGGGGACUGCAUGAUAAUGGACAACAUUGAUAUCAUGUCUUCUGUUUGCUCUCGCAACGGUGCUCAUCUUGAUACCGUCAACAUCGCAAGUGGCUACAUGGUUGCCCGCUGCAACGCACCUGCCACAAGCAUCAACAAUAUUCGGGCGAGCAUUUUGGGUGCGCUUGUUCGCAUCGAGCAUCAAGUACUGCCGCUGGACUCUCAUUUCGUUUACGUGGAGGGUGGCAAUUUGACAAUUGUGCCCCAGUUCGCCCAACAGCUGGAGAAUCUGGGACGCUUCUGCAAUGUGGCCAUUGUCGUGACACGAAAUGGGUUUGACCAUGAUCUCCACAUCUACGGCGACAGCGAUGCUGCCAUAUACGCUCGGUAUCGCGCCAAAGUCCUGCUGGAGCAUAUUUAUGGUCAGUGUAUCGCUCCUCUUGAUGUGCCCUACAGCAUGCAGCCGCUUCUGUGUGGGCCAAGAAAAGUUCACUUGCUGCACAUUUUCAGCCAGACUGGGGUUAACGUGUACACUGUACCCCAGUUACUUGAGCUGCAAGGAACAAUUGAACCUAUCAACAGGUCUCUGGAUGAAAUUUUCUUGGUAGGAGAUGCCAUCCAGGUGCAAAUCGCCAAAAAGCUCGUAGCGAAUAUUUUCGAGCGUACUGAUACCAUUUUCAAAGAUGUACACGUUAGCCGUGCUGCCUUGGAGUGUCUCGUGAUGCAUUUCAGAUCUGAAGUUGAGGAAAUCAUGACCGAUCUGGCGACGUUCAUCCAGCUACCUCUUCUCACGGCUGAAGUUCCUAUCGUUCGCGUGUUAGGGACUAAUAGAUCGAGCAUUGAAUGUUCAAUUCAGCGCCUGAUGGUGCUUUGCUGCAAAGUGUACACUGCCCGUCUCGAUUUGCAUGACGGUAAGGCCCUCGCGAAGGCGUCAAUUACCGAAAAAGAUGUGCUGGGAGCCGCCGAACAUGGUGCAACUAUUCUCAGUUUCCACAACAGCUCGUUCUUGAUGUCUGGAACUAGCGAUCACGUCAAGGCAACAAUGCGGGCCAUCCAAGCAUUACCCCAAGUCACCAACUUCAAACAGCAGCCUGUCUUUGAUCUUGAGCUAGGAAAUGAACUCAAAGAUUUCAUUGCCGGCAAAAAAAUGGGCAAGAUUUCCCGAAUCGUUUCUCAAACUGGUUCUUACAUCUGGUUCAGUCCCCUACACGACUACAACUUCCAUGUGCAUGUGACUGCGAAGACGUUAAGCAGCUGUGUGGAGGCACUGAAACUUCUUGAAGAAGAACUUCCAGCUGAAAAAUGGCUGUACGUUCCAGAGCCUUACCACAAGCAGGUUAUCGGGAGUGGUGGUACUCGAAUCCAGUCUCUGAUGCGAAAAUACAAUGUCUACAUCAAGUUUAGCAGCUCGGGAGACAAGAUCCCCAAUGCAUUUGGGCAAGCACAGAUCGAUAAUGUCCUUAUCAGAUGCCCAGCAAAGAACAAGGCCAUGCUAGCUUCCGCAGCUGAAGAACUCUUGGAAACUGUCGACCAAUAUGCUAGAGAGCACCAGUCAAUUCUGAUCCGUGUUCCUAGAAAUCAUAGACGACUACUUCUCUCGGAAGCCACUAACGCCAUGCGAGAUAUUGAAAUCGGAAAUAAUACCCUGAUCAAUUUGCCGUUGGAGGAGUCCCGGAAUACUGAGCUGGUGCCAGUUACUGGUAUGGGCAACUCUGCCCAAAACACAGUGGAGGCGCUAAAGCAGUUUGUUCCAAUUGACUAUGAAUUCCGGGUCGCUAUGGGUCGCAAAUUUGAUCAGGCCGUUGGUGUCGGGUCCGACUUUGCCGCUAAAGUGGUCGCACCAUUGUGCAUUGCAUUCAAUGCCCAGAUCCAAGCGUUUGAGCGCGUUCAAAUGCAAAAUGACUCCUGCAUUUACUCACAAAUUGUUGUCUCAAUAUCUAGAAAGAACGAGGAGGCUCUCCCAAAAAUCGCCGACAUCAUUACUGCAUACCUUCGAGAUAACGGACUGGACAUCAUCGACAAGGGCCCCCUUCACACAGACCCCGUCGUCGAGUCAAAACCAGUCAAAACACUCACGAGCCAGAGUACUUCGUCCAACCCCAGUCUUCUUGGCGACGUUUCUAUGGAAACUUAUGACAGUCCGGUGAAGAAUCCAGGUAAGCCCCAAGGUGAUAUUUUCACGAGCUUUUUCCACGGUGGAAUGCUGCCUGCCGCGCCGAAAUGGGGAACUCCCCGCCCUAAAACUCGGAUCAAUCGCUAA
Wickerhamiella sorbophila is the source of this 2478-nucleotide messenger RNA. RefSeq lists its product as hypothetical. The coding region runs from base 1 to 2478 and encodes 825 amino acids. NCBI's taxonomy places the organism in Eukaryota, Fungi, Ascomycota, Dipodascomycetes, Dipodascales, Trichomonascaceae. The transcript has a single exon. Gene Ontology annotation, molecular function: RNA binding. The record is from RefSeq and is a predicted model, not a curated record.